AUGAAGAACCUUCUUCUGCUUUUGGUCUUUGCAACACUGUCCUCUGCAUUUCCUGCAGACCGAAGGAUGGAAGACGAGGAGAACCUGCGACUGACUCAGGCGUAUCUCAACCAGUUCUACUCUCUUGAAAUAGAAGCGAGUCAUCUUGCUCAAAGCAGUAACAGAAGUCUCAUAGAUGGCAGAAUCCGUGAAAUGCAAGCAUUCUUUGGAUUGACAGUGACUGGGAAAGUGGACUCACACACUCUGGAGAUCAUGAAGACACCCAGGUGUGGGGUGCCUGACGUGGGUCAGUAUGGCUAUACUCUCCCCGGGUGGAAGAAGUACAACCUCACCUACAGAAUUGUAAACUACACUCCUGAUAUGGCUCGACCUGAUGUGGAUGAGGCUAUCCAAAAAGGUUUAGAAGUGUGGAGCAAAGUCACUCCACUAACAUUCACCAAGAUUUCCAAAGGGAUCGCUGACAUCAUGAUUGCCUUUAGGACCCGAGUCCACGGUCGGUGUCCUCGUUACUUCGACGGCCCCUUGGGAGUCCUCGGCCACGCCUUUCCCCCGGGUCUGGGACUGGGUGGAGACACUCACUUUGAUGAGGAUGAGAACUGGACCAAGGAUGGAGUAGGAUUCAGCUUAUUCCUCGUGGCAGCUCAUGAAUUUGGCCAUUCACUGGGGCUCUCUCACUCCAAUGAUCAAACAGCCUUGAUGUUCCCAAACUAUGUCUCCUUGGAUCCUAGCAAAUACCCACUUUCUCAGGACGAUAUCAACGGAAUCCAAUCCAUCUACGGGCCACCUAAGGUACCUGCUAAGCCAAAGGGACCCACUCUACCUCAUGCCUGUGACCCCAAUUUGACUUUUGAUGCUAUCACCACUUUCCGCAGAGAAGUAAUGUUCUUUAAAGGCAGGCACAUAUGGAGGAUCUAUUAUGACAUCACUAACGUUGAAUUUGAAUUAAUCUCUUCAUUCUGGCCAUCUCUGCCAGCUGAUAUUCAUGCUGCCUAUGAGAACCCCAUCGACAAGAUUCUGGUUUUUAAAGAUGACAACUUCUGGGUGAUCAGAGGAUAUGCUGUCUUAUCAGAUUAUCCCAAAUCCAUCUAUACUCUUGGCUUUCCAAGACGUGUAAAGAAAAUUGAUGCAGCUGUGUGUGACCGCAGCACAAGAAAGACCUACUUCUUUGUGGGUAUUUGGUGCUGGAGGUAUGAUGAAGUGACCCAAACCAUGGACAAAGGGUACCCACGUAGAGUAGUAAAGUACUUCCCAGGAAUUGGCCUCCAAGUGGACGCUGCUUUCCAACACAAAGGAUUCUUCUAUUUCUUCCGUAGAUCAAAACAGUUUGAAUAUGAUCCUAAGGCAAAGACUGUUACCCGAAUAAUGAAAACCAAUACUUGGCUUCAGUGUAAAGAACCAUUAAAUUCAUCAUCUGAUUUUACAAUCAGUGAGGGAAAAGUAUAUUCAGGAGUGGAGAUGUUUCAUUAUAAAAAUUUAAGUUUUCUUAUUUUUAGUAUUGUUCACAUGAUGAACAAAAUCUACAGUUACCAAUAA
Molecule: messenger RNA, 1533 nt
Organism: Budorcas taxicolor (takin)
Lineage: Eukaryota; Metazoa; Chordata; Mammalia; Artiodactyla; Bovidae
Gene: MMP27
Product: matrix metallopeptidase 27
Exons: 10
Coding region: 1-1533 (510 amino acids)
Biological process (GO): proteolysis; collagen catabolic process; extracellular matrix organization
Cellular component (GO): extracellular matrix
Molecular function (GO): metalloendopeptidase activity; zinc ion binding
Source: RefSeq, a predicted model, not a curated record